CCAAGCUCAACCUAGCAGAGUUGCUCAUCGGCUGUUUAGCAGCUAGCUACCUCUCCGUGUUCGUUUGCACGGUGAACCAAACAGCAGUGUUAAAUAAUCGACGUCUUCUAGGAUUAUGUCGGCAAGUGACAACGACUCAGUUGAUUUGACGAGAACAGGCUCCCCAGUUCAUCACAGAAAAAAGCACAGCAUGGAAGCGUCUAGAUCUCCAAGAAGCUCUAAACACCACCAUUCACGAUCAAGGUCACGCUCCAGGGACAGAAAACGUGAUAGAAAAUACAGACGGAGUCGCAGUAGGAGUAAAGAGGCACGAAAGAGGGACUCUGAGAAGCCAGCAAAGUCGCACAGAAAAACAGACGAGCAGCAAGAUCCAGAGAGACUCUCAGCUGAGAAUGGAGAGGAGCGAUCCAGGCGUAAAGACAAAAAACCCUCCAAAGGUCGCAGCACGUCAAGGUCACACUCCAGAGAGAGGCGUCAUCACAGCAGAAGCAGAGACAAACGACGAUCAAGAUCACGGAGCCGGGACAGGAAGAAGAAGGCUCGGUCUCGCUCAGGUUCAAGGCCCAAACACCGUCAUCAUAGCAGGAGUCGCAGUAAGAGCAGGGAGCGAAAGAAAAGGAGUGAGAAAGUGCGCAAAAGGAGCCGCAGCAGGUCUGUUAGUCCACCUGCAUUCAGAGGAAGGAACACAGCAAUGGAUGCACAAGAGGCCCUGGCCAGAAGGCUGGAAAGAGCCAAGAAACUUCAGGAGCAGAAGGAAAAAGAAAUGUUUGAGAAACAGCAGCAGCAACAACAGGAGAUCGCUGCAGUGACUGCACCUAUCGCAGCAGCUGCAGCAGCAGCAGCAACUGCCUCAAACCCCGGUCUCAACGUUGCAGCGUUGCUGGCUUCUGGGACGCAGGUCACGCCUCAGAUUGCUAUGGCAGCACAGAUGGCCGCCCUUCAAGCAAAAACACUGGCAGAGACAGGGAUUGCUGUGCCCAGCUACUAUAACCCUUCAUCCGUAAAUCCCAUGAAGUUUGCAGAACAGGAGAAGAAGAGGAAAUUGUUAUGGCAGGGAAAGAAAGAUGGGGACAAGUCCCAGACAGCUGAGUUGUGGGAGAAGCUAAACUUUGGAAACAAGGACCAAAAUGUUAAAUUUCGCAAACUAAUGGGUAUUAAAAAUGAUGAAGCCGAAACUUCCAAACCAAUAAACGAUGAGGGCAUGAAGACUUUGGAGAAGCAGGAAGAGAUGUUUAGGAACCUUGACGUUCAGUAUGAGAUGGCUCGCUCGCAGACACACACCCAGAGGGGAAUGGGCCUCGGCUUCUCCUCGUCGUUCUCACGUGGGAUGGAUUCUGUCUAGAGCUGAACAUCUGCUGUGCUUGCCACUCAUCUGAUCAUAAAGGACCAUGAACUCAUCGCUAGCCUUCAAGCUUGCAUGGAUGUUGCUCUGAAGCUGCAAUUUAUUUAUAGGCAAACAUCUCACAUGUUGGAACAUUUUCAUGUAAAUAGCCAGAUGCUGAGUUUGUCUCAGUGAUUGUGAAUCUGUACAUCUUUGAAAAGGAUGCAUCAGUUGGACUGGUUGAUGCCGGUUACACUUAGGUAUUUGUUUGAAUAAUGUGGUAGCUUUUUUUAAACUCAGAUAUGUUAAAAUGUGAUUGUUUGAAAAUAGAUUGAAUAUAAUGUGGUUUAAGUGAUCAAUGUUUACAUCCAUUUAAAGAAGGUAUUUCGAGUCAGUUUAGAAAUAUCUGAACCCCACAGGUUUAUAUGUCCUUGUAAGGAGAAACACGAAGGCGAUUUAUGAGGAAGAUUGCCUUUAGGAUUGCCACUGACAAAGAUGUGUUGGAGAGGAGAAAACACAUUUCAGAUGUUAAAAUAAAUUAGUUUUGUGUUGGAAAAAGCUUUUCUACAUCUCCUUCCUCAAUUUUUGUUUGUGUGGCAUCUGUAUCUAUUUUUUUACUUUAAGUAAAUCUUGUAAGGGCUAAUGGUGAGGAUUUAAGCAACAAAAGACAAGUUGAACUCUAUUCCAGCAUAGUAAAGUUGUGGAUAUUUUCCAGACUUUUGAAACAAUAUGUUUCUAAAUGACACAAUAACUGUUAUUUUAAUGACCCUUUGUAUUGGAAAGUACUGCUUCUAGAAGAAAAGUAAUUUUCAAAGUUUGUUUUUAACCUUAAGCUGCCACGAGAGAAAGCCAGAGCAGUGGUAGACCAUUAAAUUCAAAGAUUA
Molecule: messenger RNA, 2205 nt
Organism: Cheilinus undulatus (humphead wrasse)
Lineage: Eukaryota; Metazoa; Chordata; Actinopteri; Labriformes; Labridae
Gene: rsrc2
Product: arginine/serine-rich coiled-coil 2
Exons: 10
Coding region: 116-1342 (408 amino acids)
Source: RefSeq, a predicted model, not a curated record